CCUCCUCGAGGGACAAACUUCAUAUCCCAGGUUGUCCCGAGACAGGUCCCGGGGCGGAGCUCCAGGGCUCCUGCUGUUGCGCUUGCGCCUGUUUGUGGUCGAGGAUGGGCUGGCUGUGGGUCCGGGUCCCCCCGCUGGUGUUGCGGCCGGCGGGCCACGCUGGGUCGGAUUGAGUCUGGGCGCCGAGCUGGAGGGGCUGGCAGUGAAGGGCGGCGGAGGCUGCGGGGCUGGAUUUAGCUAAUCGGAGAGGCGGCAGGUAAGAGCAAAGCCGCGGCUCUUGCUCGCCAUCCUGGUCCCUUUUUCUGAGGUGGGGCCCUUUCCUGGAGCCCUGUGGAGUCCCCGGGUUCCUGCUCUCUUUGCUCCGCCCUGCAGGGCCGUGCCCUUCGCUGGCUCGGCCAAGCGCACCCUCCGGGCAGCGGUAACGAGCGGAGCAGGAAGGCCAAGCAACCCAACUCGCUCAUUUCAUGGAUUUGGAAAUUCAGAUCCAGAGACAGGAUUUUACUUGUUCAAAGUCUCGAAGAUAGUUCAAGGAGCCAUGCGGGGCCAGCGGAGCCUGCUGCUGGGUCCAGCCCGCCUCUGCCUGCGCCUGCUUCUGCUCCUGGGCUAUAGGCGCCGCUGCCCACCUCUGCUCCGGGGCCUGGUACAGCGCUGGCGCUAUGGAAAGGUCUGCCUGCGCUCUCUGCUCUACAACUCCUUUGGGGGCAGUGACACGGCUGUUGACGCUGCCUUUGAGCCUAUCUACUGGCUGGUGGACAACGUGAUCCGCUGGUUCGGGGUGGUGUUCGUGGUGCUGGUGAUUGUGCUGACUGGCUCCAUCGUGGCCAUCGCCUACCUAUGUGUCCUGCCCCUCAUCCUCCAAACCUACUCAGUGCCACGACUCUGCUGGCAUUUCUUCUAUAGUCACUGGAAUCUGAUCCUCAUCGUCUUCCAUUACUACCAGGCCAUCACCACUCCGCCUGGAUACCCACCCCAGGGCAGGAAUGACAUCGCAACUGUCUCUAUCUGUAAGAAGUGCAUUUAUCCCAAGCCGGCCCGAACACACCACUGCAGCAUCUGCAAUAGGUGUGUGCUGAAGAUGGAUCACCACUGCCCCUGGCUAAACAACUGUGUGGGCCACUACAACCAUCGGUACUUCUUCUCAUUCUGCUUUUUCAUGACUUUGGGCUGUGUCUACUGCAGCUACGGAAGCUGGGACCUUUUCCGGGAGGCUUAUGCUGCCAUUGAGAAAAUGAAACAGCUCGACAAGAACAAACUACAGGCGGUUGCCAACCAGACUUAUCACCAGACACCACCACCCACCUUCUCUUUUCGAGAAAGGAUAACUCACAAGAGUCUCGUCUACCUCUGGUUCCUGUGCAGUUCUGUGGCACUUGCCCUGGGUGCCCUAACUGUAUGGCAUGCUGUGCUCAUCAGUCGAGGUGAGACUAGCAUUGAACGGCACAUCAACAAGAAGGAGAGAUGUCGGCUACAGUCCAAGGGCAGAGUAUUUAGGAAUCCUUAUAACUACGGCUGUUUGGACAACUGGAAGGUAUUCCUGGGCGUGGACACGGGAAGGCACUGGCUUACCCGGGUGCUGUUACCUUCUAGUCACCUGCCCCAUGGGAAUGGAAUAAGCUGGGACCCCCCUCCCUGGGUGGCUGCUCACUCAGCUUCUGUGAUGGCAGUGUGAACUGGAGUGUGUCAGCCGUGACUAGCAUUCAUUCUGCUUCCUACAUUGUCUCAAGGACCUCCAAGGGCAGUUUUUCUUGGAAUCUUUGAACAAGAGCCAGUGGGCCUUCCUUAGGAUCCCAUGCAGGGAUAACUCAAGGACCAACCUGCUGGCUACUGCAGAAACAGGGCAUGAUGUGGGGAAAUCCUGGGACUGAUGUCCCUUUACUCAGGCAAACAGAAGUUCCAGCCCCAGACGGGCUGUUAGGCAGCUAGCCAGCUUGCCCAGUGCUGACCACAACCUCCUCCGGGUUACGGCACUGGGCUUGGCCACCACCUCUCUCACUUGCUGUCUAAGAAAAUACCUGAAUGGUACAGUGAGAUCCUGACUUCUCAACAGGGCAAAGGUAUCAGGCUGCUGCUGAGGUUACUGCCACUUCUCAUGUGCUGGUGAAGGGUGCAAAAAUAAAGGUAUUGGAUUUUUAAA
Loxodonta africana (African savanna elephant) is the source of this 2134-nucleotide messenger RNA. It is a transcript of the gene ZDHHC16, whose product is annotated as zinc finger DHHC-type palmitoyltransferase 16. The coding region runs from base 536 to 1669 and encodes 377 amino acids. Gene Ontology annotation, biological process: protein palmitoylation. The transcript has 11 exons. Gene Ontology annotation, molecular function: palmitoyltransferase activity. Lineage: Eukaryota; Metazoa; Chordata; Mammalia; Proboscidea; Elephantidae. The record is from RefSeq and is a predicted model, not a curated record. Gene Ontology annotation, cellular component: Golgi apparatus.